This is a messenger RNA of Microthlaspi erraticum, 906 nucleotides long. Lineage: Eukaryota; Viridiplantae; Streptophyta; Magnoliopsida; Brassicales; Brassicaceae. The record is from the annotation of a GenBank genome assembly.
AUGGAGACUCCAUACCCGAAACUCAUAGAUCCCUCGAAGACGCGAAUCGGAUGGAUUGGGAUCGGAAUAAUGGGAUCGGCGAUGGUCUCUCAUAUCCUCACCGCAGGCUAUUCAGUUACAGUUUACGCUCGCGAUCUCCGGAAGUCAAAGGAUCUGCAAACCAAAGGAGCUCGCACCGCCAAUUCUCCGAAGGAGCUAGCGGAGACGAGCGACGUCGUGUUCACGAUGGUUGGAAACGCUAACGACGUCCGAUCGCUGAUUCUCGGUCCCGACGGUGUACUCUCGGGACUCAAACCCGGCGGAGUAACCGUUGACAUGACUAGCAGCAAGCCAGCACUGGCGCGUGAGAUAUACGCGGAGGCGAGACGGAGGGACUGCUGGGCGGUUGACGCGCCGGUAUCGGGUGGUGACGCCGGAGCGCGCGAGGCGAGGCUAGCGAUAUUCGCCGGCGGAGAUUCCGAGAUCGUUGAGUUGUUGACUCCGAUGAUGAGUAACAUGGGGAUCGUGAGGUUUAUGGGAGCGGCGGGGAGUGGACAGAGCUGCAAGAUCGGGAAUCAGAUCUGCGCUGGAGGCAAUUUGGUUGGGCUCGCGGAAGGGAUGGUGUUCGCCGAGAAAGCCGGUUUAGAUCCGGUGAAAUGGCUUGAGGCGGUGAAGGACGGCGCGGCUGGAUCGGCGGUUAUGCGGCUGUUUGGGGAGAUGAUGUUUAAAAGGGAUUAUAAGGCGACUGGGUUUGCGGAGUAUAUUGUGAAAGAUUUAGGAAUGGCGGCGGAGGAGGAGGCGGUUACGGCGAUGCCUGGAGCUGCUUUGAGCAAGCAAUUGUUCUCUGGAAUGGUUGCAAAUGGAGAUGGGAAGUUAGGGAUUCAAGGCGUCGUCUCUGUUAUUCGGAGACUUAACGGCAUUUCAUGA